Molecule: messenger RNA, 1677 nt
Organism: Oryza sativa Japonica Group (Japanese rice)
Lineage: Eukaryota; Viridiplantae; Streptophyta; Magnoliopsida; Poales; Poaceae
Source: RefSeq, a predicted model, not a curated record
ACGAGGACGGAGAUGGAGGAAGUCAGUAGGAUCCCACGUGUCAUACUCACACCCGAAUUUUAGAUAAGAUCGGCCGCUUCGCUUCCCCCCUCGAAUUCAAGCUCAAGCGCUUAAUACGAAUCUGGCUGCCAUGGAGCUCUCCGGCGAUGCCGCCGUCGUCUCCGGCUCCGGCAACCGCAAGCGCAAGCGCCAUGUGCAGCAGCACUCCCUCGAGUACCCCUGCGUGUCGCGGCUCCGCCACCGUCGCCUCCUCGCCUUCCUCAGCCGCCACGACUACGACUCCACCUUCGACGCGCUGGUGCAGGAGACGUCCGUGCUCUUCCGCGUGGGGCACAUCCAGGCGCUGGUGAGGCAGGGCCGGUGGGCGGACGCCGCCAGCUACGUCAACCGCUUCGUGCCGCCGUCUCGCGUGCUCACCGAUGCCGGCCUGGUCUUCCACGAGUUCCUCUACAUCCACCACGUCCUCGACUGCAUCGUCGCCGGCGACCACUUGCGGGGCGCUCAGGUGGCCGCCAGCUACCAGCGCCACGUCAGGGACAACCCCAACCCCUCCCAUGGCGCCAUCAAGCUCAUACGCAUCCUCCUCACCAUUCUCCACUGCCAUCCAAUCAGGGCGUUCCUCAACUGGCAUCUGGUGAGGUACAAGGCGGCCGAGAUCAUCAAGGACUUGAUCCCUCAGAUCCCCGAGUUCAACGACCUGCUAAAGCUACCGAAAGGUGGCCCCAUCAAGCCACACAACAUCCUCCCCAUUGGGUCCAGUUCUCAUCGGAGGCGCCACGUGAAGAAUGAAGACCGGAUUCCACCUGAUAUUGCCCGCUUCUAUCUUCAGAAGAAGAGAGGGCUGCCCUCUUCUACUAUCUGUCAGGAGAGAUAUUACACAGGAUUAUCACGUAAUGCAGCAAACUGGCUUGCAGAUAUCAUCGACAAAUCUUUGCAAGCUGGUGUGCUGCGUGAUGGAUAUCCAUUUAAACACUCCUGUAACGAAGGUGUUACUGGUGCUCCAAUUGGUUUGGAUAGUCCUGCUAACAGUUAUGGGAUCUCAACACAAACUAUUGCAGACAUGAUGCGUCCGUUGAUCAUUAGUGAUAUCGGUCAAGGUUCAGUUGCAAGAAACAAUCCAACAAGGCCAGAAACAACUGCUCACCAAGCGAUUAGUCCAACAACGCAACAGAUAACUACGGAGUUUGUUCAACAUUCAGAAUCACAAUUUCAAGAAUACAACUCCCAGAUGGAUGGAAGAGUCAGAAUUGUUGAAAGUGGCAUGAAAAGGUCGCGUUCCUUCGGUGGUGGUUGCAGCUCAUCCGUUGAAAUUUCGAGUUGAUGACUUCUUUAGCCGGACUGGCCGGAAGAAUGACCAGUUCAGUGACUUGGGUUGGUGGUUUCGGUGUUCUCUUGUGCUUCUCAUCGAGGGGAGACUUAAUUGAAUGAGUUAAGGGAGCUGUUAGAAUAUUUAGUUAGUGUAGUCUAUGUCAAUUUUUACCAUUUUUAGAACAAUCACAAUUUGUGGCUUGGAUAUACUGGUUUCGCUUUUGUCUUAAGCCCUAUAGGGCGUUUUCUUGUGGCGUGGAAUUAUCACUCCAUAUCCUUUAAUAGACCGUCAGUGAUGAAUACUGCCACUCACAAAAUUACUUUUUAUGCUACCAUUUAAAUGAGAUCAUUGUUAUUCUUUGCCUCCCA